Myxocyprinus asiaticus (Chinese sucker) is the source of this 4907-nucleotide messenger RNA. Its product is annotated as fermitin family homolog 2-like. The record is from RefSeq and is a predicted model, not a curated record. Gene Ontology annotation, biological process: cell-matrix adhesion; integrin-mediated signaling pathway. Gene Ontology annotation, molecular function: integrin binding. NCBI's taxonomy places the organism in Eukaryota, Metazoa, Chordata, Actinopteri, Cypriniformes, Catostomidae. The transcript is spliced from 16 exons. The coding region runs from base 193 to 2259 and encodes 688 amino acids. Gene Ontology annotation, cellular component: focal adhesion; extrinsic component of cytoplasmic side of plasma membrane.
GACACCGGACUCCAGACUCCAGACUCCAUUAGCGCGAAACCUUCAGGAGCUCCGCUGCAGCUGGACUUUCACGAGGACCCCUUCCUCAUGAUAGGAUUAAACACACGACUGAAGGAAAGAAAGCUCUCGCACUGUUGAAGUUGUGGACAUUGAAGCGUGUUUCGAGGAUUUGCUUCGGUGUAUUUGUGAAGGAUGGCGUUGGAUGGUAUACGGAUGCCAGAUGGCUGCUAUGCAGAUGGGACCUGGGAACUGAAGAUGCAUGUCACUGACCUCAACAGGGACGUGUCUCUGAGAGUCACUGGGGAAAUUCACAUCGGCGGUGUGAUGCUCAAACUCGUGGAGAAACUUGAUGUGAAGAAGGACUGGUCAGAUCAUGCUCUGUGGUGGGAAAAGAAGAAGACCUGGCUGUUAAAGACCCACUGGACACUUGAUAAAUAUGGCAUUCAGGCUGACGCUAGGCUGCUCUUCACACCUCAGCACAAGCUGUUGCGCCUGCAGCUGCCCAACAUGAAACACAUGAGGGUGAAAGUGAACUUCUCUGACCGCGUCUUCAAAGCUGUAUCUGACAUCUGCAAAACCUUCAACAUCCGGCACCCUGAGGAGCUCUCUUUACUGCGCAAGCCCCGUGACCCCAAGAAGAAGAAGAAAAAGUUGGAGGAGGCCGAGGAAGAGGCACUGGAGCUGGAUGGACCGCUUCUCACUCCUGGAUCAGCCUCUGAGAUAAUAUACAUUGGACCGAUGAAAGGAAGCAUCUAUUCCAGUCCCGGGCUUUACAGCAAGACAAUGACUCCUACUUAUGACUCUCGGGAUGGCAGUCCUCUGUCACCCACAUCUGCAUGGUUUGGAGACAGCCCACUGUCAGAGGGCAAUCCCAGCAUCCUCGCUGUCAGCCAGCCCAUCGCCUCACCUGACAUAGUGGUCAAACUCUACAAACCUCAGUCCCUCCUGGACAAGGCCAAGAUCAACCAGGGGUGGCUGGACUCCUCCAGAUCGCUGAUGGAACAAGAUGUGAAGGAGAAUGAGGUUCUUCUGCUGCGAUUCAAGUAUCACAGCUUCUUUGAUCUCAACCCAAAGUAUGACGCCAUCAGAGUGAACCAGCUAUACGAGCAGGCGAAGUGGGCCAUCCUGCUGGAGGAGAUUGAAUGCACCGAGGAAGAGAUGAUGAUGUUCGCCGCCCUGCAGUACCACAUCAACAAGCUGUCCAUCAUGUCUUCAGACAAUCACAUGAACAACAGUGAGAAAGAGGUGGAUGAGGUGGAUGCUGCACUGUCAGAUCUGGAGAUCACACUGGAGGGAGGAAAAACGUCCAACACAUUGGGUGACAUCACAUCCAUUCCUGAACUGGCCGACUAUGUGAAAGUCUUCAAACCAAAGAAACUCACUCUGAAAGGAUACAAGCAGUACUGGUGCACGUUCAAAGACAUAACAAUCUCCUGCUACAAGAGCCGCGAGGAGGCACAUGGAACGCCAGCACACCAAAUGAACCUGAGAGGCUGUGAAGUCACACCAGAUGUGAACAUCUCUGGUCAGAAAUUCAACAUCAAGCUGCUAAUCCCCGUAGCAGAUGGUAUGAAUGAGAUCUGGCUGCGGUGUGACAUGGAGAAGCAGUACGCUCAGUGGAUGGCGGCCUGUCGUCUGGCCUCUAAAGGGAAGACAAUGGCAGACAGUUCUUAUAACCUGGAGGUGCAGAACAUCCUAUCCUUCCUGAAGAUGCAGCACAUGAAUCCUGACCCUCAGAUCAUAGAGCCCAUCACCACCGACAUCAACUCUGAGUGUCUGGUGUCACCACGAUACCUGAAGAAAUACAAAAACAAGCAGAUCUCAGCCCGCAUCCUGGAAGCCCAUCAGAAUGUGGCCCAGAUGAGCCUCAUUGAGGCCAAGAUGCGCUUCAUACAGGCGUGGCAGUCCUUGCCAGAGUUUGGAAUCACCCAUUUUCUUGCCAAGUUUCAGGGGAGCAAGAGAGAUGAGUUGAUUGGCAUCACCUACAACAGACUGAUCCGUAUGGACGCCAGCACAGGAGAUGCCAUCAAGACCUGGCGCUUCAGCAACAUGAAACAGUGGAACGUCAACUGGGAGAUCAAGAUGGUAAAAGUGGAGUUUGCAGAUGAGCCCAGUCUUGCGUUCAUCUGUGCUGAGGUAGACUGUAAAGUGGUGCACGAGUUCAUCGGCGGCUACAUCUUCCUGUCCACGCGUGCCAAGGACCAGAAUGAGUCUCUAGAUGAGGAGAUGUUCUACAAGCUGACCAGCGGAUGGGUUUGAGCGCUGCUCUUCUCAUAGCAUCAGGGGGACUGGACUGACUGACUUCUGUUACUCUCACACUGCUUUUCUUUUCUCUGUUUUAACCACUUCAAUGCUCCACAUCAUAGGUGUUUGGAAACAUUAUACUUGUGAAUGCAUUUAUAACACUAGCAGACAUACUUACAGAGGACACUGUGAGGACACUGUGAGGACACCAAGUCCAAGGAAACAGUUCUUGCUCUGCCCUCUUAGUCUGUUUCAGAAGUUACUUCCUCCAGAGCGGUUAACUGCUUCCCUCCAGGAAUUAUUUAGUUAACUAGAUGAAGCAAUAGUAGUUGUCGUUCUUGCUAGUCUAAUAGAUAUAUGCCAGCUUUGUGCACCAAGAAAUGCCAAUUAUUUAUUUCUUACUAACUCGUGUUACAUUUACAUCGUCUUUAUUGGUCAUUUUUUUGAAUGAAUCCUUUGCGAUAACUACGUCACAUUCUUAUGCUGUCAUCGAAACACUACAGAAGGAAUUGUUACACUAGCUUUAAAGGAAUCGUUUAUUCAAAUAUUGAAAUUGUGAUUAUUUACUCAGCCUCAUGUCAUUUCAAACCUGCAUGCUGUUAUUUAUUUUUUUAGUAGAAUGCAAAAUUUUAAAGAAUCUUCACACAACUGUUUUCCAUUCAACAGCAGUUCAUAGUGAAAACAGUUGCAUGAAAGUAUAUUCCAAGUCUUCUGAAGCCAUGUGAUGGCAUUGUAAGGAACAGACUGAAUUGUUUAUAAAAAAAAUAUUCCUCUUUGUUCUCAAAUCAAAUAUGACUCAGGUUUGUCAUCAUGAUGUUUGGUCACCAAUUUUGUAGUCCAGUACGACUUUAGUCCAUUCAAGAGCUUCGACUGAGGGGAACAAUUACAAUUUGGGUCUGUUCCUCAUGCAAAGCUAUCGAAUGACUCCAGAAGACUUGCAGUAUAGUGAAUGAUUCGUAUGAAGAACUAACUUUCUAUUGUGAUAGUGUUUUUUGAGCUUGACAGUUGUGGUCUCUGUGUAAGCUGCAUUUUUAUGUUCCACAGAAAGAAAUAACAGCAAAUGGGUUUGAAUCCACAUGAUAGUGAGUGAAUAAUGACAGGAUUGUAAUUUUUGGGGUGAACUAUCCCUUUGUUGCUGUUUCUGAAGAGAUCUGAACGGUUCUGACUUACUGCACUACACUCGAGAUGAUCUCGCUCGGCAGUUUUUCAACAACAAACUGAUGCAAUUUUGUCGUUUUAAAGCACUUCUGCCGUAAGAUAAGAGUCUCUUUAUGAAUAAGCAGUAGUUUGAAGUUUAUAUUUGUGUGUUUGUGCCCUCUGCUUUUAGUGAUCAUGUGUGUUCGACAGUACAUUAAAGUGAAUUACACAGAUGUUUUUUACACUAUGACAGUGGGUUGCCCACUUUUUUGUAGCAACAGUUCGCAGUGCAGCAACAUAGGAGAACAUUUAUGAAGGAAUGAAUCUAUGGCAACAGAUUCGGCUUUUGAAGGCCAUUGAUUUCCAAAUGUAAGAAGUUUCUUUUUAUUAUUAUCUUCCUAGGAAGUCUGCUAUUUUAUCCAUCAGCCUUUAUUGUGCACCAAUAUAGUAUUAUUCAACAGCAUUUCAUUAUUAUGCACCAGCGAUAGGUCACUGUUUUAAAAACAAGUUUUUUUUCUUUGUCCAACAUGAAGGAACGCUAAAUGAAGUAUUGUAUUUUUUUUUUUUUUUUUUUUUUUUGUAUCUAAUGUAAAAACAGGUUUUAAAGAAUUGUACAGUUGUUUUGUUGCUGCUUUUUUUCUGUCAUUUUUCGGAAGUAUGUUUCUUUCCAGAAGAGAGGGAAAAAAGCCAUUUUUGACAUUGAGGAUUCAUUCCUGCCAAUGUUACAAUCUUAUGGAGUUUUAGAAAAAAAAAAUAUAUAUAUAUAUAUAAAUGCAUAUGAAGAAAUUAAAAAUAUCUCAAGCUCCAGGUUUCAAUGAACUCAUUUAGAUCAUAGCGUCUUUUAUAUCUCAUGAGGAGCUUUUGAUUUGCCUUUUGUUUUUCUUGCCUUAAGUGAUGAAUAACCAUAAUUGUUUUGAUUCUGCUGCAAAAAUAUUUUUUUAAGAAAGUGUCGUUAAUGAUCGCUCAAACACUAUUGAAGUGUAGCAGAAUCUGUGUGUGUGUGUGUGUGUGUGUGUGUGUGUCUUUUGUAGUGCACCGGUUAAUGACAGUAUUUUCUUUUGUUUUAACAUAUGAAGAUGGUUCAGAGCCAGAAGUGUUUUUUUUUUUUUUUUUUUUUUUACCUUCUAUGUUUUCACAGAUGCCAGCAGUGCAGUGCAUGGCCUGUUUAAAAAAUUUAAAAAUGCCAUUUACUUUACAAAAAUAAAUAAUAAAAUCAUUUUUAUUUAAAAUCCUAAAAUGACAAUGGUUCAAUUUAUUAAUUGUUUUUGGCAUCACCCUGAGUGCAGUGCCGUUCUCCACCAGAGGAGAGCAGUGUUGCUGCAAACAAUUUUAAUGAUCUGAUUGAGCCAUUAUUGACCCUGGUGACACAAUUUGUCCCUGGAUAACUGUUAUCAUGAAUAGCUUGCACUUGAAGGUGAAGUUACUCUUAAAAUGUCAAUGUGAUCCUGGCACAUGCUGUCUAAAAUCUGCUGAAAAUACUACAAACUGGUGUCCCAUUACUGUUCUUAAAGCAAUAAAGGCACACA